CUCAAAGGAGUGCCUGCAUGACCUCAUGUUGACUGAUGACUUCGUUCAGCUGCACUUUCUGGAAGUUUAAACCGGGAGAGACUGGAAGGUCGUUGGGUCAAUAAUCGAAGCUUUGUCGUUUCCUGUGCUGAGCUCAAUCAUUAAUUUGAGCGAAGAAGCUGCAGUUCAUCUUCAGGAUCAAUCUGUUUUUGCUCCACAGUCAUGCUUAAACAGAUUUAAAGCUCCUCAAGAAAUGCACUUUGAUGUUCCAAGCUCUAAUGAAGUUGAAACGACUCAAACAAGCAGAAAUAAUUCACUUUGAAGCACUUUCUGGUUGCUCUGCUUCUCUUUUAUCUUAAUUCUAGUUUUUUGUGUGUAAAAGUGGAAAUGGGGCUGAGUGGUGGAUGCUGUGCUCCCAUUAACCUGACACCAGUCCUCCCACCCCGCCCCGCUCUGCCCAUUCGACCCAUUCAUUCAGACUGCUGGAGAGGAAGCUGCUGCUCCCUCCGGGGACUCGGCAUUAUUAUAUAGGAAGCAGAGCAGGCGGCCGUCUGUUAGAGGACAGAAAGGCUCAGGCCAACAUGGACGUUUACGUUUGCUGCUGAUACUUUUUAGGAGGAAGAGAACAGACAGCGGGCAUGUCAGAGAAGAAGCCUCGGGGAGCGGACACUCGACCCAAAUCUGGCAUCCGCAGCUGGAGCGCCGACAGCUACAUCUGGCGGGGUAAGAAGCGUUCCCGCAGCUCCCGCAAUGGAUCCAGUCCCGGCGGGUCAGAGGCGGACUGUUCCGAAGAGCUGAGCAUGCGGUCCACUUCCUGUUCCCGGCGGCGCAGAGAGCGGAAGUGCAGCUGCAGCGCUCUGGGUGACUCGCUGAUGGCUGGCGACGUGGACGGCGUGUGCAGGAAGGCGCUCCACCGGCGGUCUCUGAGGCAGAAGUUUCAGGACGCCGUGGGUCAGUGUCUCCCUCUACGCCAUCACCACCACCACCAUUACCACCACCCGCCCGGCUCGUCUCGCCCCUUCUCCGUACUGUUCUGGUCCAAAAGAAAGAUCCACGUCUCAGAACUCAUGCAGGACAAAUGUCCGUUCUCUCCCAAGUCUGAACUGGCCAAAUGUUGGCACCUUAUUAAAAAACAGGUGGCUGAUCCAGGUUCCCUGAAGGACAUGGAGACGCCGCUGAAGCCCCGUGUGUCGUCUUCCACUUCGCCUCCCCAGACGCCGCUUUCCUGGGAGGACAUCUGCUGCUCGCCCGCGCCGCUGGAGGACUGGGACCCGUCCUGCCUUCACGGCAGACCGGAUGGCGCCUGUGGCAACACUGACUACAUCCUGGUCCCCGAUCUGCUCCAGAUCAACAACAACCCAUGCUACUGGGGCGUGCUGAACCGCUUUGAGGCCGAGGAGCUCCUGGAGGGCCAGCCGGAAGGGACGUUCCUCCUGCGGGACUCUGCCCAGGACGAGUUCCUGUUCUCCGUCAGCUUCCGCCGCUACAGCCGCUCCCUGCACGCGCGCAUCGAGCAGAACGGCAAGCGAUUCAGCUUCGACGUGCGCGAUCCGUGCAUGUACCGGGACGCCAGCGUGACGGGCCUGCUGAGGCACUACAGUGACCCGGCCACCUGCCUCUUCUUUGAGCCGCUGCUCUCCCGGCCGCUGCCCAGGACCUUCCCUUUCCCUCUGCAGCACCUGUGCAGGGCGGUAAUCUGCAGCUGCAUCACCUACCAGGGCGUGGAGGAGCUGCCACUGCCGUCUCAGCUCAGGGAAUACCUCAGACAGUACCACAUCAAGUGUGACGGGGCCUGCGCCGUGUCGAUGCCCACAGCAGCCAACACGCAGGAUCUGCACUGACGAGGAGGAAGCUAUAAGUUAGGGAUGCUAACAACUAAUCUACUUAUGAUUAAUUGUUGAUUUAUUAGAUUCAAACUAGUUCUACUCAAUUAACUAAUCCGCUUAGAUCUUCUUUUAGUGUUGUAGUUUGGCUGCCAUCCAGCAGAUGGCGCCACUGGUCGACCUUAAGGAGCCGUUUAUACAGAAACAAGAUGGCAGGCAAAUCAGAACAGUCCGGAGUCCAGUGUGGGAUGGAAAAUGCACUUUAUGCUGUUCUGUUUUGAAAUAUAAACACUUGGCAACCGCUUUAAGUUUUCAGCAACUUAAGAGGUUCAUGUUUGGUUAUAUUUUAUAAAUAUGUCUAAGUUUAAUAAUGUGAGAGAGCCACAACAUUCUGUUUAUUCAUGUAUAUUUAAUACAGGUGACCAAAAAAAUUGUUUCAAUUAAAAGAUGUUUUUGUUUUCUUUACUUCAGCAUAUGACAAUGUUGCCUUUUAUAUAAUGCAAAGAUGGUCUGCCAUUGCCAUCCAAGAGAAAACUCAGGCUUUUAAGAAAAUGGCGGCUUAUCAAUACGUCAUUAAUCAACUUCAAAUGAACUAAUUGUUUGAUAACUUGCAUCCCCAAUUUAAGACCAUUCUGUGGGACAAUUUUAUCACCAUUCCAAACAAAAAAUCGGCUCUAUAAUAAUUUAACAAAAAAGCUACUGACCUAAUAAAUUAUUAUUGAUUUUGUAAAUAUAAGCACCAAAAUAGCCACUUUAAUAAACUGAAGCACAUUGCUAAAGUAUUCAUAACUUAACUGAUUUAUAGACUUCAUAAUAAUGUCUUUUAUGCGACAGAUUAACACAAAAAACUUUAAUCAUAAAGUGUAAAAAAUAAGCUACAUGGUUUUCAACUUCUGAUGUUUAUUUAUAUUCAACAUGGUGGCCACCAUCAAUUUAUAUUAAAUAUAUACAUCAAUGGUGGCCAUGCUUCUGCUAAUAGCAGAGCAAAUUUGUCAUCUCACUAAGUUUCCUAACUUUGAUAACCUUUAGCGCACUUACUUUCUCCUAAAUUAAUUUUUCAGGAUCAAUUUCAAAACGCCAAUUUACUUGUUUGUUUUGUAAACUUUCAGCUGAAUAAAUUUAAGCAACUGUUUUAAAGUUUUUGGUUAUCAACUUUUAGGAUUUCCUCGUGUAGUUAUAUUCAAACUCUUAUUUUGAAGUGGGAGGAGACUGUUUACGCUCUCGUCUUACGUACUUUCCCUUUUUUUCCCCUCUGGAUAACUAUUUAAAAUGAGUACACAACAAAACACAGACAGGAGAGAACAAGAUAUUCAUAUAAAUACAAUAUCUAAGGGCAUUAUAUAACAUGUAAAAUAUAAUCCCAAAAUUAAAUUAGUGCCCAACGGUUGCAGCAUUAGCUUCUCCUUCUUACUAUCAGAUUAAAAUAAAGGGGAAAAAAAGCUGCUGAAAGAAAAAUACUUUGUGUACCAAAUAUUUUGCAUUCAAGAAAACACUUGGAAGAUUUGAGACUAAUUAAAAGCAAAAAGGUUCAGAUUUUCAUCUCUAAAAAUCUUGAAAACAAUGCAUACUUUUUUCCACUUUACUUGUUUACUACUUUGUGUUUGUAAUGUUAAAAAGGUCAGGGGUAACGAAUACUUUUUAGUAUAGCAAUGUACCUGUAGCGUUUCCCCUUAAAUCACACCUUAUGCCUUAUUCAAACUGCACCUUUCAUCACUUCUGUCCACUCAAACUUCCCUCGUCGCUCCAGGUAUUGUUAAAUUGUUGAACAUUUUUGAUCAUUUGGACCGUUAUAUCUCCAGAUAAAGGACACGUUGCGGUUGUUUCACAUGGAUAGUUUGUUUUCUAGACUGUGGCAGGCUUUUAUUAUCUUGAUGCCCAAUAUUUAUGAACCCAGUCUGCCUACAACUAGCUUUGCAUCUCAAACAGAUUUCCUCCCAUCGCCCCCAGAAAAUGGUGUCAUUUCUCCACUUUCACUUGAGCAGAUUGUCAUAAAAAAUAGUGCAAAAACAUUCCUAUCGCAUUUUAAAAAUAAUCAAAUGUGUUUAUUUGUAGAUCAUCUGAUUCUUUUGGGAGGAAUUUAGGAAUAAAAUCAAAUGUAAUUCUGCCUUUUGGCCACAAGAUGGCGACAGAACUUAAACCUCAUGCACUGAAACAUGUUUAGCAGCUUUAGUUUACACACAGUUGUAUGUUCACUGCCUUAACGGUUUUAUUUUUGGGCACAUUCACGUCACUGAUAAACAAACCAAUAAAAAUACUUUCCACUGUCUCUGUGCUGUUAUCGUUUCUCAGGAUUUCUCUCAUCUGUGGAGCGUUUUUGGUUCAGCAGCUUGAAUCAUGCUUUGUUUUUGUUUCUGCUGUCAUCUUCAGACAAGCUAAUGAUAUGGAAAAUGUUACUUAGAAGCUGCAAAAUACAACAAAGAAGCAAUUUAUACACCCUCCUUUGCAAAAGAUGGCUCUAAAUGGCAGAGCAAAUUGAAAGAUAAGGGCAUGAAAGAUUUGCUUUUUGAUGGGAUUCAGUUUUUUUGUGAAUGUGAGUCACAAAAAAACUCAGUAGAAAAAUGAACUCAACGGAUUUUAUUUGUCCUUUUUUAUUGAAAAUAGUGCUCUAUUUCUACCAUUUUUUAAUAAAGAUUGGAUAGCUUGAUGUUUAUCUAAACAACGUUUUCAGAACCUCAGUUCAUUAAAUCAAAACACUAAAACUGUUAUUUAUCCUCUAUUCAUUUGUUGGACUUUACGCUGCUUUUAUUGUCGUUUUACAGAAAAAUCUAAACAAUUAAUACCUUUAAAACUUCUUAAUUUAUUCUCGUCUCAAUAAAAAAGUUUCUAUGUGGAAUCAGGAUAAAUGAAAUGAUUAUCCUGCUAAUGCGUCUU
Gambusia affinis (western mosquitofish) is the source of this 4673-nucleotide messenger RNA. It is a transcript of the gene socs4, whose product is annotated as suppressor of cytokine signaling 4. The transcript is spliced from 2 exons. Gene Ontology annotation, biological process: intracellular signal transduction; phosphatidylinositol phosphate biosynthetic process. The record is from RefSeq and is a predicted model, not a curated record. Gene Ontology annotation, molecular function: 1-phosphatidylinositol-3-kinase regulator activity. Gene Ontology annotation, cellular component: phosphatidylinositol 3-kinase complex. NCBI's taxonomy places the organism in Eukaryota, Metazoa, Chordata, Actinopteri, Cyprinodontiformes, Poeciliidae. Bases 618 to 1820 code for a protein of 400 amino acids.